Thecamonas trahens ATCC 50062 is the source of this 1815-nucleotide messenger RNA. RefSeq lists its product as uncharacterized. NCBI's taxonomy places the organism in Eukaryota, Apusomonadida, Apusomonadidae. Bases 1 to 1815 code for a protein of 604 amino acids. The transcript is spliced from 2 exons. The record is from RefSeq and is a predicted model, not a curated record.
AUGUCGCAGCUGCUGACGACCGUCUCUGCGCUGUUCACGCCCACGCGACAUCACUCGUACUCUGAACUCGGACUCUGGUUCCUCUUCCUCUUCCUCGCCCUCCUCGAACUGCUCUUUGGCAGCCUGCUGGUCCUCGACGGCGUCGAGUGCUCGCCAUGGAGCGCGGCGGCGGACAAGGAGCUGUGGAAGUAUCCACCGGCAAACGUCUCGCUGGAGACGGUGGGCGGUCUGGGGAAGGUCAACUGGGCGCUCUCGGACUUUGUCCUCAACAAGGACUUUGUCAACAUCAACUGCGAGAACGAGAUCAAGCAGUACACCCUGAGCAUGACCAUCUUCACCGCCCUCAACGUCCUCCUCACUGGCAUCUUCAUGUCCAUCUCGUCCUCGUACAUCAACCAGAUUCGUGUCCGGGCAGACGACAUUGUGGAGAUGGACGACGAUGUCGACGACGACGUCAUCCUCAAGGCCAACGCCGGCCUCAUUGUCCAGAUCAACCGCUUCCUCUACUUUAAGGUUGCCAUCAUCUUCUGCUACAUGGCCGCCAUCUCGCUCCGCUACUCGUUCAUCGCCAUCAUCGGCAACCAGCGCGGCGUCGACGGUGGCACCUUUUACUUUUUCCAGUGCGGUGGCGACCGCAACUUUGUGUGGCAGAUGAUGGAGCGCCACGCCAUGCUCUUCCGCUGCGUCUUUAACCACAUUCGCCUCUCCACUCUCCUCACCUCGCUCAUCACCGUUGUCCGCGCCAUUCUUGGAUGCGCUGUCCUUUACUCCAUGUAUCGCCUCUACAGGUACCGCCAGAAUGGCGAGUGGCUGACCCGCUCUGUCUCUGACUCUUCGCCCGCCGCAGGCCUCGCCGGCGUCCUCGAUGUCCUCGGCCUCCACGAGCGCAAGCUCCAUCGCCAGGCCCGCGGCGCUCCCACACAGAUGCGCCGCGAUGACGCUCUCUCAGAGCGAUCCAUCUCGCGUCGCGAGCUUCGGCAAUCUCUUUCCAUCGACGGCGAGUCGAGCUUUGGCUCCCGCCCGCGGCUCUCGCUCAACGACCGCCUGCGCGACGGCUCGCUCUCGUCCGAGGGCAUGGCUCAGGUCGCCGAUCUGGCCUCCGACCUGGCCAAAGUCCCCGAGCUCCUCGCCAUUAUCUCGAGCCAAGGCCCUGCGCCGACACCAUCAGCCUCGGCCGCCACGCCUGGCGAGACAGCCCUCACCCCCGAGUCUGCCCAGCUGAUGGGCAUCGUGGUGAAGCUCCUCCAGCAUCCCGAGGUCAACUCGAUUCUCCUCCGCAUCAUGCGCCGGGGCCUUUGUGUCCUCGCCUCCGACUCGGCCCUCGCCUCGGCUUCGCCGCAGCUGCAGCAGACGCUUAUCUACCUUGCCACCGAUGCCGCCGCCGGUGCCGCCCUCAGUGACGCCCUUGGCAACGUGCUCUCUGUCCAAUCGCGCGAAGCCGCCGCCGCCUCGUCGGCAUCCACCCGCGACCGCAAGGCCCGUCUCCGCUCGCGCGCCCGCCAGCAGUCGACCCAGCUCUCGCUGCUCAAUGUCUCUGCUCUUGGCUUUGGCCCACAUGCCCUUCCUGGUCCGCAGUCGCGCAAGCUUGCUCUUGUUCGCGGCCGCGAUCCCGAGGCCGUCUCAUGGACAUCGUCGGCAUCGUCGUCAUCGACCCACGCAUCGACCACGGGCUCGUCGGCAGCCUCGGGCGCAGUCUCGACCGGUGCCCGUCUCCCGACUGGCGCUCACCUCCACGCCCGCCCCUCCUCGUCACCGCACGACAUUCAACUUGCCAUUCCCAAGCAAGGCUACUUUGUUGAUGACGUUGACCCCUAG